UUCCUGUAAACACAUGCAUAUUGAGAUUUGUGAUUUUCAUAUGUCCCUUGGUGAAGUUGAAAGUAACAGUGCUUUUUCUACUGUCUACAUGAUGGAUUAUUUGUUUAGUCUAAAAUGGAUAUUAGUACACUCAUGGUUCAUAAUUCAAUGAACUCAGAAAUGCAUCAAUGGUAUCUGUGCCCUUUUCUUCUUUAUUUUUUUGUCAUGUAACAAGCAAAGCUGGUCAAAAUUUAUAAAAAUUCUGGAAAAUCAUAUACAUACUGUUUGGAACUUAGAACUGGGUAUAUGGGAAAAGAAAGUGAGAAGGAAUGAAAAUCCUUUACCUUAUUUGUUUUCCUUCCUGCUUCAAUUUACAUUGUAUUGAAUUUUUUUUAUUUUUUUUAUUUUUAAGAAAUGAUGUGAAAUCAUGAAAACAAGUCCAUUAAAACACUUUUGGAAAAAUUUCUCACAUACUCUGUCAUAAAUUCUUUACAUUAUUAUUUUUCAUGAUCACCACUGUAUUACUGUAUAAUGAAGACAGCUAAAUAGUCGCAAAGAAAAAUUAUAAAGCGAAUGUUUUAAUAAAGUACUAGUAGUGCGUGUGCACCUGUGUACUGUUAAAACUGCAAGAAGUUAUAACUUUUAAUCUACACCAACUCAAUUGUAGGUUUUACGUAUAUUUGAAAUUUGUAGAUCAAAUUUGUUCUAAAUGUGUGCCACAUCUAAGAUGACUAUGAUCCACACAUCUUAAAUUCCAAAUUUUUUUUUUAAAAUAAACAAUUUCUGAGUACAAAACACAAUUAUUUUUGCAACAGAUAAAACGAAGUUAACUUGCUUUCCUUUCCCUAGUCUCACUUUUAUAGCUUUGCACUCAUUACUGGCAACCAUAUAUAUACACAUAUUCUGCGCCUUUAGAGCUACUGAUCCAUACUCAAGAAAGAAGAAUCAAGAAGAAUGUCUCAAAGCAGAGACACCAGCAUUCCUUUCAACAUAACCCUGGAACAUGUCCUGCCUCUGCCUCUGCCUCUGCCUCCUCGUGCUUAUCUUGCUAGAACUUCCAUGAAGACUGCUACUGAUAAAGAAGGGAAAAGGAGCAAGAAAGAACAAGUGGAAGAAGAAGAAGAGAAAGCAAAACAAGUCUCCAAAGAAGAAAAUGCCUCGUCUUCAACUCCAUUGUUGGAGGAGACUUCUACUGAAACAGAGGAAACUGCUACUGAAACUUCUAUCAAGAUUGCUACUGAUAAAGAAGGGAAAAGGAUCGAGAAAGAACAAGAAGAAGAGAAAGGAAAAAAAGUCUCCAAAGAAGAAAAUGCUUCUUCUUCAACUCCAUUGGAGGAGACUGCUACUGAAACAGAGGGAUCUGACAAAGGAAAUGUUGAUCUUCUACACUUAAACAAACUGACUACUCACGAUGAUGAUGAUGUUAUCCCACAAUCGAAACCUGGUGACUCAUCUGACAGAGCUGCUAUCAACGAAGAAGUCUGUGGAUUCGACAGGGAAAUUUUUCUCUUCGAGGUUCAGUUAACACGCAGCGAUAUUGAACACGAAAGGCUUUCCAUUCCUGCGGGUGGAGCAUUAAAGUAUUUCCCUCCUAUGGAGACUGUUAAACCAAAUUAUGAGCAGCAGAUAGAAAUUUACGACAAUGAGAAAGAAGAUUGGAAAAUGACACUCACUUACAAUCACCUGGAGCAGGCCUUUGUGAUCACAAGCGGGUGGCAAGGGUUUGUUGAUUGGCAUGAAUUGAAACCUAUGGAUGCAAUUCGCUUCUACAGAACUUUCUCCCAUUUGCAGAAUCCGCAUUUCCUGAUUGAAUUUGUCAUAGGAGAGGAAUCCAAGACCAACUACCUUAUUCAUGAAUUCAAGCAGAAAAAUUUUCUGUUUGAGCUGCAAUUGAGCCCUAGUGACAUCGGAGAUGGCGUGCUCAUCGUUCCUGAGGAAGAAGUGAGAAAUCAUUUCCAUGAAAUUAAUAUCCCUGCCGGAACUAAUGAGGUUGAGAGAAUGACCUUUACUGAUACUCAAAACGUGCAUUGGUGCAUGGAAAUCCUUUUCGAUGGUGCCUACAUGCUUGCUGAUGGGUGGGACGGGUUUGUCAAAGAGCACAAGUUGGAGGCCAUGGAUAUGAUUAGGUUCUACAAACCAGUCCGGCCUUUACAUGAGAAGCACUUCCUUAUUGAAUGUGUGAAAAGAGAGCAGGCUGCUUGUGGGACUAACCAGAUUUGGUUGGGUGGUGCAAAACAUGAUUGGGAGGAAACGGCUAUAUCUCCCAACUAG
Messenger RNA from Camellia sinensis, 2250 nucleotides. Lineage: Eukaryota; Viridiplantae; Streptophyta; Magnoliopsida; Ericales; Theaceae. The record is from RefSeq and is a predicted model, not a curated record.